UAUCGUCCUCCAUAUUCUGCCACCACAAUCGUCCGCGCUUUUUCGUAUUACCUUUCGUCACAGAGACGCAAUCACCAAUCACUCAAUCAAUUUCGUCUGCCUCCUCAGCUGAUUUGCCGCGACGCCUGUUUGACCUUAAUUGUUAUCCUUCUCAUCUAGUUCGUAUCAACUCAUACUCAAGACCACAGUACCUCCUCGACAUUUUAAAUGUCUUGGAUGGGAUGCCUGAGCUCCAAGAAUUAUUGGCAUCUCCGCUUAGCCCUCUUUUCUCGUUCCUUGUUCGCCAAAGUUUGCUAUUUGGCCAUUUUGUGGACCAGCUGUUAUGCAGACAGCUGUGUUCUGAUAAUACUAAUGAAAUUUGGUUCCUCUUUGCGGGACAACCUUUUCGUUUCUCUCUUAUCGAGUUUGCAGAGGUUACUGGUUUAUGUUGUUCUUCUUUUCCACCCGUGCCAGAGUUACUCUCUGCUACAACUCAUGCUGACGGUUCUGCUCCUUACUGGUAUACAUUAAUUGGACGUCAACUAGGGACGGCAACGGUUGAUGACCUUGUUCUAUCUUUGAAAUCAGACAAAACAAUGUCGGCAUGGCGAAAGUUCAGACUCCCCUUAGUUGCCAUUGUAGAAGGCAUUCUUUUAUGCAGGACGCAGCCAGUUAAGCCAUCUGUGGAAGUAGUUGAAAUGGUUAAGAAUGUUGAGUUCUUCCUCCAUUAUCCAUGGGGACUCCACUCAUUUAACCGCAUCAUACGGAUGGUUUGGGUAGGAGAUUACAUUGCAGACAACGCUUCUCUUAUAAGAAAACUGCAGCAGUCAUCUAUGGAUGUUCAUGGCUUCCCGCUUGCUAUUCAGUUGUUUGCUUUCAGGACUAUUCCGGCUUUGCUGAAAUAUCUUCCUCAUUUAGAUGACCACUCAACAUUUCUACAUCAGACUGUUGCUUAUCUGCCUAAAUGCAGGGCGUUCCAUGCGUCCAACAUAUUUGCAGUUGAGAAUGAUACUACAGUAUGGUCUAUACACCUGUACACAUGCGGAAUUUUAUUCUGGCUUUUUUUCUUAACAUUUCAUUUGUUUCAUCUCGGAGGUUGAAGUAUUGUUCCUCCACCCAUAUUUUUCAGUGUUUGUCCCAACUAACCAACCUGACUGCAAAAUACUAAAUCUAGAACGUCUUCUUUCCUGUUGUCAUAAGUUUAAUAAAGCUUCAUGGGGUAAUGGUUCUGCCCCGAUACGUCAUGUCUACUCUUUCUCGAAACGGAACAGACUACACACCAAGACUAGAGUUUCACCGGCUUCCGAACAGAGCCGAGCAAACGUUAGAACUCGUUUGAAGAAGGGAAAGAUUGUUAAUUCUGUUCGGUUUGUUGACGAUCUUGUAGACUUGGCUUUAAGGAAUCUUUGUUGGCUGAUCUCGACGAGCUUCUUAUCAAUGCAUUGCCUACGUCAACACACAGACUUUCUCACGGUUCUGUCCAGCCUGUUAAGAAGCUAUUGUCGUGUUCAGAGCAAAGAUCCUCUGCAUCCGUUCGUUCUACACAUACAGAUGUUGUACGCAUCUUAGUCUUCUGUUGUUUGGUUUUACGUAUACUAGAAAAUAUUAGAAGUAGUUUGUUAAGAAACUAUAUUGCAUUACUUGUUAAU
Molecule: messenger RNA, 1628 nt
Organism: Camelina sativa (false flax)
Lineage: Eukaryota; Viridiplantae; Streptophyta; Magnoliopsida; Brassicales; Brassicaceae
Source: RefSeq, a predicted model, not a curated record